Molecule: messenger RNA, 3438 nt
Organism: Pomacea canaliculata
Lineage: Eukaryota; Metazoa; Mollusca; Gastropoda; Architaenioglossa; Ampullariidae
Exons: 8
Coding region: 1829-3088 (419 amino acids)
Source: RefSeq, a predicted model, not a curated record
CCGAAACAGAUUAUUAGUAUAUACCAUCUGUACAAAAUGUAUUAGUAUAAGCCAUCAAACUAUCUGAUAAAAACUAAACAUUAAAUUUAGCAGCAAUGGAGAUUAUCAUUAUAGACUUUCGUCUUUAUCUAACGUUUAAAAAUGUGUAUGUGAUUCAUGUUUGUGAUUUCUUCUGCUUUGUGUAGUAUAACCUUAAAAUAACUUCAGUUUAUAUGCCUUUUGUGAUUUAAUCAUUUUGGAGACAAAAUGACCAAAUAGAGAGUAAUUUUGGUUUCAGAUCUUGUUGGUUAUGACGAUGCAUGCUUAACCUGCCUUUAGGGCAUCGGGGAAUUAGACACAUCGCGUCGCUAGAUCACUUAGGGGCCAGCAGAGGUCCGCCCACCCUUUACGUGCGGCAAAGGUCGAGACAUGUGUCCUACGUCGAGUGCGCUAGCGGGUGGUUCAACCCCUAAGUAUAGAGUCGCCCCUCGCCGCCUGUAACUCGCGUGCGGCUCGCUAAACAUGGCCGCUGUGUACUUGAUGAUGUAUGACGCGGACAGAAAUCUUCGCAGAAACAGAAUAUUUCGCGAUUAAAGUAAUCCCAUUGAUUCAUGGGAUGAUAUCAACGAUUAAUAUUUUGAUGUAAUGACAUCCUGGAGAUUGUCGAUGACAUACAAGCGGACUUAGUCAUUACAAAUCGGCGGCGCAAUGCCACAGCUACAUUGCAAGUGUGUCUUGCACUUCGUUUUUAUGCAACGGGCGCCUUUCAGAAUGUGUGUGUGGUGUGUGUUAUCUAUGUGUGUGUAGUGUGUGUGUGUGUUAUGUGUGUGUGUGGUCUGUGUGUGGCCUAUUUCAGCUGAAUGGUAACGGUACAAAUAAACAAAGGUAUGCAGUACCAAUGUUGUCAUUUUAUCUACAGACUAAGGACUUCAUACGUUGUAUUUACGAGCGUUUCCAACAAACACUCUGUUCUUUUCAGUCAGUUUAAGACACAUGCUAGUCACUGUCAUCGACACUGAUCUUGUUGCCUUCUCAAAUACUUUUUGCCAAAAAAAAAUACCAAACAAACAAAACACUAAAAAUCACGGAAACAUAUCAAAUUGAAGAACAGACCAGAGUCUAGUAAAAGAGAAAUUAACGAUUAAAAAGUCUAUUUACUUGUUUCAGAUCAACUUUUGCAUUAAAACAUUACCAAGAAAAAUUUAGGUAAUGAGUGUGUAAUGAUUAAUGAAAACAUUACCAAGUAAAGUUUAGAUAACGAGUGUGUAAUGAUAGCAAGAAGGUCUAGUGUGUUUGUGUACAUUAUACUCUGUAAGCGAAGAGCAUAUCGGCUCAUGGAGGCUUUAUCUACUUAGUUGUUAUAAGCGGGUUUACUUCUUCUGGAUAUUAGUAAGUCCUUCCCACACAGAGUGUAUUCAGGAUUUUCAAUAGUUUAACAACAGUAUAUGAAACUGCGUGCAUACAAGUACUGAUCAACUUAAGAUUGUCUUUUAUUAACAACGCAGUGUAUGUUGUAAGUAUAAUGUUGAAAUGAAUGUUAAAAACUGUUUCAGAUGAGCAAACAUGAUAUGUUAAGGUCAUAAAGUCAGCGUGUUCAGUAUAAAAAGAAAAAAAUAACAGGAAUAUGAAACGGAUUUUUCUUCCCGCUUCUUCAGUUUACAGGUUGUGUUCCUGCACAAGACACUCGCUUGUACAGCUUAAUUGAGAUGUGUGUGUGUGUGUUUAUUUGUGUGUGUGUGUGUGUGUGCUUCCUGUGUUUACAUCAUGACUUUUCCUACUUAAUGAGCUUUAAAAUUUAUCAGUGGAGCGGUCGCCGUAGGGGAAAAACUUUAUUUCCACUGCCAUCACAAUGUGGAGGCGACAUCUCAAAAACAUUGUGAGAACUGUGUUAACCUUCUCUGUUAUACUAAACAAAGCGUAUUCAGGCCACACUGUGCUCAGUGAUUGUCACGUGACAAUCAACGUUUCAGCUUGGUCUGUGCAUGGAUCCUGUUUAGUGUCCAGUACUUCUGAUCAGUAUGAAUGCUACUGGAUUCUGAUGCAGAACCGAGGACAGAAGGUUGUUCUGAAUACUUUUAGUAAUAAAACAAAUAGAGAUCAAAACACGGGGCUGAGUGGAUUCUGUUCAUUUAUUUUUUCUAUGCCGAAACAAGAAGGAGAAUACAGAUAUUUCAUUCUCACCAAACCAGAGCCUGCCAAUCCAUAUUCCUUUGAUAUGAUUAUAAACGGCACAGACGAAGGUGGCAUUGUAGAUUCUACUUUCUGGGUAGAAAAUGGUGUCGAGUUUGGCAGAUUUACGUGCAAUGCUUCCAGCUAUUUUCAAAAUGUCCUCUACAUCUGGACCGUCCCCUGCCAAAAGGAGUUGAUUCGAGACAAAACCAGUGAAUGCAGUACUUCAUUGACAGAUAGAAAGGAAGAGAUCACAUGUAUUGCAAUCAAUGCUUCUACGUCCAUGAAUGUUUUCCACGAAGGGUCGUCACAAUAUCCAAAAAAAGAAUUGCUGAGAUCGGUCCUAAUAGGUUGUACAGUGGGUAUGUUUGGAAUUAUGUCCCUUUCCGUUGCGAUCGCCAUUUACUUAAAGCGUCGAAAAGGUGCUGGCCACUGUCGCUCCACAGAAUACUCAACCGAAGAUACCAUCAGGAAUUCAACUUCAACAUCACCUAGAGUAAACAAUAUGUGUAACUUGACACAGGAAGAACAUCCUGGCUCUUCUCUUGACUUUUAUACAACUUCAGACAAUAGUACGAGAAGAAGCCAAGAAUGGGAUUCAGGACAAACUACACAUCUUAAACUAUCAACAAUGAUUAAAAAGCCAGUAGAAACGUCUGUCCUCAGGGAGGAAAGAGAGACCGCAGAGGAAUCUUUUAAUUUUGACAGCAGUUGUUCAAACAGUGAAUAUGAAAACAUCGCCACACAUAGCACUCCAAAGGCCACUGAUGCAGUCGACUUCAGACGACGAGAAUCUUCUAAGAAAUCACAGGAAGAAACCCGUCCACAGUCUGACAGUGAUGCUGCCUUGUACAACAGACUGAGCUUCUUUACUCACCGUCGUCCUCUCUCUGGACCCACACAGUCGGAUUCUCCGUAUAAUCACCUCGAUCAUCACUAAACUUUAUAUCCCUCCCACACCAUUUUCAUGGAUCAGUAACAAACUUUCAUUAGGUUAUUCAAUCUUGAGACAUUUUUUCAGCAAAUUGGGGGUUGUAAUCCUUCUCUGUUCCCGCUAAUUAUUGUAAUAAUUUAUACAGAAAGACCAGAGACUCAAGGACAGUAGCUACCUCUCCAGCUAAUAAACAAAUUAUAACAAUUUUUCUGCCCUCGCAUGUUUUUAAACAACUAUUGUUUGAAGUGCAUGGAUUCGUUUAAUAAUGGAUGAUAGUAAUGUGAACGUACUCUUUUGUACUAAACUCUUAGUAACGUUAAAGUAGAAGAAUAUAUUAAAACUGCAUUUUAAAGAAA